Eleginops maclovinus (Patagonian blennie) is the source of this 372-nucleotide messenger RNA. RefSeq names its product helix-loop-helix protein 2-like. The transcript has a single exon. Gene Ontology annotation, biological process: regulation of transcription by RNA polymerase II. Gene Ontology annotation, molecular function: DNA-binding transcription factor activity, RNA polymerase II-specific; protein dimerization activity; RNA polymerase II cis-regulatory region sequence-specific DNA binding. Lineage: Eukaryota; Metazoa; Chordata; Actinopteri; Perciformes; Eleginopidae. Bases 1 to 372 code for a protein of 123 amino acids. The record is from RefSeq and is a predicted model, not a curated record.
AUGAUGCUCUGUCCUGACCGGCCUGAAUCCGACCUGUCUUGGGGACAAACGGACACGGAGACCCUUCUGGACACUUUCAAUGUGCAGUGUGGGUCCAUGCCAGCUGAACCUGAGGAGGGAGAUGGUAUGCGCUCUGUGCAUUUUCCCACUCUCAGCAGGGAGGAGAAAAGGCGGAGGAGGCGUGCCACAGCUAAAUAUCGAUGUGCGCACGCCACCAGGGAGAGGGUCCGUGUGGUGGCCUUCAACAGGGCCUUUGCAGAGCUGAGAAAACUGCUCCCAACACUACCACCAGACAAGAAGUUGUCCAAGAUUGAGAUCUUGAGACUUGCAAUUUGUUACAUCUCCUACCUCAACCACGUACUGGAUGUUUAG